Molecule: messenger RNA, 576 nt
Organism: Candidula unifasciata
Lineage: Eukaryota; Metazoa; Mollusca; Gastropoda; Stylommatophora; Geomitridae
Source: the annotation of a GenBank genome assembly
AUGGCGGCACACUCAAAACCUGGGAACAACCCUCACCUGAAGAUUGCUGCAGGUGCCAUGGUAUGUGAAGACUGUGAGCUUGUUGGUGAUAUCACUAUAGGCACAAGAACUGUCAUUCACCCGAAGGCAAAGAUUGUGGCUGAGGCUGGACCAAUCAUUAUUGGAGAUUACAAUAUCAUCGAGGAGCUUGUGACUAUACAAAAUGUAUCAUCUGGAGAGGAGAACAGUGGAAAGGUACAGAUCAUAGGCAACAAUAAUGUUUUCGAAGUUGGUGCAGUUGUUGAAGCUUUAAGGAUUGGAGACCACAAUGUCAUAGAAAGCAAAGCAAAGGUUGAGUCAAAAGUAGAGAUUGCCAAUGGGUGUAUUAUUGGUGCUGGCUGUAACCUGAACACAUGUGAGCAGUUGCCAGAGAACACAGUUGUGUAUGGCGUCAAAUGUGAGAGGAGAAUCCAGAGAGAACGACCUCCAGCACAAACUUUGCAGAUAGAUUUUCUGACCAAGAUUUUACCAAACUAUCACUAUCUCAUGAAGCCUAACCUUCAGCCAAGACCCCCUGCUGCAGCAGUCAAGAAAUAG